Molecule: messenger RNA, 1502 nt
Organism: Apis cerana (Asiatic honeybee)
Lineage: Eukaryota; Metazoa; Arthropoda; Insecta; Hymenoptera; Apidae
Gene: Spx
Product: Spliceosomal protein on the X
Biological process (GO): positive regulation of mRNA splicing, via spliceosome
Cellular component (GO): nucleolus; precatalytic spliceosome; U2 snRNP
Molecular function (GO): RNA binding
Source: RefSeq, a predicted model, not a curated record
GAAAUAAUUAAUUGAUCGCUGUCUAGGAAUUUAGUUUAAUAAUGUUUUUAAAAACCAGGGUUACCAAAUAAAUUUAAAUAAAUUUAAAUCACUAGAAACACAUAGAUAGUAAUCAUGGCAGCAGGCCCUAUUGCCGAACGUAAUCAAGAUGCCACAAUAUAUGUGGGUGGAUUGGAUGAUAAAGUUACAGAGUCCCUUAUGUGGGAAUUAUUUGUUCAAUCAGGACCAGUAGUAAAUGUCCAUAUGCCAAAAGAUAGAGUGACACAAAUGCAUCAAGGCUAUGGAUUUGUAGAAUUUAUGGGAGAAGAAGAUGCGGAUUAUGCUAUUAAAAUAAUGAAUAUGAUAAAAUUGUAUGGAAAACCAAUAAGAGUAAACAAAGCAAGUGCUCACCAAAAAAAUCUAGAUGUUGGAGCUAAUAUCUUUAUUGGGAAUCUUGAUCCGGAAGUAGAUGAAAAACUUUUGUACGACACUUUCAGUGCAUUUGGAGUAAUUCUUCAAACACCAAAGAUAAUGAGAGAUCCUGAAACAGGAAAUUCAAAAGGUUUUGCAUUUAUAAAUUUUGCUUCGUUUGAUGCAUCCGAUGCGAGUAUAGAAGCAAUGAAUGGCCAAUAUCUAUGCAACAGACCAAUUUCUGUUUCGUAUGCUUUCAAACGCGAUGCGAAAGGUGAAAGGCAUGGUAGCGCGGCUGAAAGAUUGUUAGCUGCUCAAAAUCCACUAAGUCAAGCAGAUAGGCCUCAUCAAUUGUUUGCCGAUGCUCCUCCUUUAGCACCCCCUCCAAUUCCAAAUUCAAAUACAGCGACUCAUCAAACUGCUCAUCAUCCUCAACAUCACGUAAUGCACGGUAUGGUUGUACCACCUCCUCCUCCACCAUCGACACCAGGACCUCCAAUGGGUCACCCACCGCCACCACCUGUUCCACCUCCACCGUCGAGCGGUUUCCCUCCAGCGAGUAUUCCUCCGCCACCUUUACCCCCAAUGUCAAUGGCAACACAUCCUCCUCUACCACCUGGAAUGCCACCUCCACUGCCACCUAUGCCCGUUCCAACGUCUCAAGCGCAACAAACAACUCCCAGAAUGAUAGCGCCACCACCUACUGCUCAUUGGGGCGUAAGCGGACCACCUCAAGGUCAAUUUCCACCACCACCACCUCCUUCAUCCACCGGUGCACCUCCACCUCCGCAAUUUGGACAAUUUCAACCACCACCUCCCCGACCACCACCAACCUGGAGGCAUCCACCACCCCCUCCGGUGUCUCAAGGUGGACCACCGCCACCUCCACCUCCACAGUUUCGACCUCCCUUCCCACCGAGAGGUCCUCCCCCUCCACCGCCGCCUCACGAUUCCAGUCAAUAUUAAAUUUAUCAUUUUUUCCCUCUUCGAUAUGUUUAAUUUAAAAACGUAAUUUUGACUGUGUUCAAAUUCAUUAACAUAAUUAAAUACUAACUGAUUGUACAAAUAUUCUGUAAGACAAAUUCACAAUAAAUUUUUUAAAUUUUAUCUUA